This is a messenger RNA of Humulus lupulus (European hop), 3740 nucleotides long. RefSeq lists its product as uncharacterized. Gene Ontology annotation, biological process: mRNA processing; regulation of mRNA splicing, via spliceosome. The transcript is spliced from 11 exons. The coding region runs from base 271 to 2835 and encodes 854 amino acids. The record is from RefSeq and is a predicted model, not a curated record. NCBI's taxonomy places the organism in Eukaryota, Viridiplantae, Streptophyta, Magnoliopsida, Rosales, Cannabaceae. Gene Ontology annotation, molecular function: RNA binding. Gene Ontology annotation, cellular component: spliceosomal complex.
ACCCGAUCGCUUUACUUACUUAUUUCUCUAUUAGCAUUCCAUACCCAAAACUCGAAACUACUACCCUUUGUCUCCUCCAAAUACAACUUCACUCCUCAGAUUUACACCCCUUUCACUCUUUUACUCUCCCAACCUUCGCAACUCAAAUCCAUGGCGUAAAUCCAACCCGGACCUCUGUAUUUUGAUUCUCUUUAUCUUAUUUGCUCACUCACUUGAUCUAAUUUUAUUUAGCAUUUCUACGAUUUUCGUUUUUUACCCAAACCCUAGAAAAUGUCAGGCGGGUUUUUCCGGGGUACGUCGGCUGACCAGGACACGCGGUUCUCCAAUAAGCAGGCGAAGUUGUUGAAAUCACAGAAAUUUCCUCCUGAAUUAGAGCACUUGGUGGACAUGACAAAGGUCAGUGCAGAUGUUAUCCGUCCAUGGAUUGCAAGCAGGGUGACUGAAUUGCUCGGGUUUGAAGAUGAAGUACUUAUCAACUUCAUUUAUGGUCUUUUGGAUGGAAAGGCAGUGAAUGGGAAGCAGGUUCAAAUUUCACUUACUGGAUUUAUGGAAAAAAAUACUGGGAAAUUUAUGAAAGAGCUUUGGGCGCUACUACUGAGUGCCCAAAAGAAUGCUAGCGGUGUUCCUCAGCAGUUCCUAGAUGCUAAGCAAGAGGAGACUAGGAAAAAGAAGGAGGAGGCUGAUCGGAUAGCAAAUGAAAUCCAGAGAAAGAGAGAUAAGGAGAGUAGGGAUCUUGAAGAAGAGCGAUUGAAGAAGAUGGAAGGAAGGGUUGAAACAAAAUCUAGCAAUGCUGCUUUGGAGCCAAACUCAAGGCACAACUUGGCAAGGGCUUCAAGUGACCGUCCCGAGGAUGAGGAAGUAACUGAAAAGAGGAACGGUGCAAGAGCUAGGAAUAGGAUUUCAAGAUCUCCCCAUUCAGCAGGCCGUUCGUUGUCUCGUGAAAGACACAGGUCAAAGAGCAUGUCUAGGACCCCAGAAGCACGAGGUCGGCCCAUGACCUCUUCCUCUCCGAGAAGACGGUCUGUUACACCGCACCGGAGGCGUUCACCUCAACAAUCAGUUUCUCCUGUAAGACAAAGAGCAUUAAAUUCCAAGAGAUCUCGAUCUCCGUCACCAUCACGCCGUCGAGUUGGUUCUCCAUAUCGACAUAGAUCACCUUCACCUGAACAUCGUAGAUCACCACCACCUAUGCGUCGUCGUAGAUCACCAUCACCAAUACGUCGUCGUAGAUCACCGUCACCUAUGCAUCGGCGUAGAUCACCAUCACCUUUUCGUCGACGUAGAUCACCAUCACCUUUUCGUCGGCAUAGAUCGCCCUCCCCUGCACGUCGUCGGAGAUCACCCUCCCCUGCACGUCGUCGGAGAUCGCCCUCCCCUGCACGUCGUCGAAGAUCACCGCCCUCCCCUGCACGUCGUCGGAGAUCACCACCCUCCCCUGCACGUCGUCGGAGAUCACCGCCCUCCCCUGCACGUCGUUGGAGAUCACCGCCCUCCCCUGCACAUCGUCGCAGAUCUCCGUCCCCUGUGCGUCGUCGUAGAUCUCCAUCUCCCAUGCGUCGUCGCAGGUCACCAUCACCAAUGCGUCAUCGCAAGUCACCCUCACCUGGACGACGGCGUAUAUCACCUUCCCUUGUACCUCAUAGAUCUCCUUCACCACUACGCCAUCCUGUAUUGCCCUCACCAAUGCGAAGGAGGUCACCUACUCCCAUACGGCGCAGGUCUCCUCCUGUACACAGCAGGUCACAAAGAUCUUCUACUCCAGAAGAUGAGUUUGCAUCUCCUACACGAGGGAGGUCACCAGUUGCUGGUGGGAGGAGGUCAGCCCUUGACAGUAGGUCACCAUCACCUUUUGAACGGAGUUCUUCAUCUCCAGUUCAGCAUCGUUCCCCUUCACCAAUCAGGAGAAAUUCUCCUAAGCAUCAGAGAAAAUCUCCCAUUCAAUCACCCAGUGGAAGGAUGAGAUCAUCUAGUUCUCUGAGAUCACUGCAAAGAGAAUCCAGGAAUCAAAUGGAUUCCCUUAACAGAAUUCCAGACUUGUCCCCAUCACCACCUAAGUCCCCUGCAUUGUCAGCAUCGCCAUCAGCUGGAAGGAGUGGUAGCGAAGAAAGGAGUCCGAAUGAGAGUUCUCUUAGGCAACCAAGGGGCCGAAUGACUCGGGAUAUUAGCUCUAGUCCUUUAAGGAAACCAAGAGAGCAGAAACUUCACAAUGACAGUACGGAAAUAAGGGAAGCGAAGGAGAAGAGAGGAAUUCUCGAGACUCCUGAUCGAGAUAGGCCUACAAAAGUGUAUAAAGACCCUCUGCCAGAUGAAGGACCACAGGCUUUGUAUUCUGGUGAAGGUAGAAAAUCUGAUGACAAGGGUCGCUCUCAUUCAAAAAAUGUCAAAGAGAGCAGUCAUGAGAGAGUUAAUAAGCAUAGUGGGUCUUUCGAUUCUGGUUCUGAGGAAAAUGAUAACAAUAGAGCUGGAGGUAAGGAAAAGAGAAAACAUAAAAAAUCAGAAAGGCGAGAAACAGCUUCUGAUGAUUAUAGCUCUGAUUCUGAAAAGGAGGACAGGAAAGAGGCUAAAAGGAGAAAGAAAGAGGAAAAAAAAUUGCGUAAGGAGAAGAGGCGACAAAAACGCGAGGAUCGGCGUCGCAGAAGGGAAGAACGCCGGGCUGGGAAACUAAGAGGCAAGAAUCAAAGUGAUGCUUCUGCUUCAGACGAUGAAUACGGUGGAAGGAGAGAUUCUCAUACUAGUGAGAAUGAAGAGAUGGAAUCUGAGCAGAAAAAGCUUGAGAUUGAGUUGCGGAAGAAGGCUCUGGAAUCACUUAAAGCAAAGAAGGGCAUCAGUCAAUGAAUUCAAUAAAUAUGCUAUUGUGGAAUAUUAAGCUACCAUUUUGUUUUCCGAUACUAUAAAGCAGACACUUUAAGUAUUUAGGAUAUUAUCUGUUUGAUUGAGAGUUUAUCAAUAUUUUGUUACUGUUUAAUGCAGUCCGUUUACUGCUGGCAGCUGAAAUGGAUAAUGAGGAUUUCCCGAGCUUAAUCUUUUGGGUGCAACUUUAUGCAGGCCUUGGUGCUAGAUUUCUGGUAAUUACUGUCUUCCCUAAGUCGGGAAUUUUCUGUUGUUAAUCAUAGUGUUGCUUUUCAAUCAAUAUGGAACCUCUUGAUGAUGUUUUCUGGUUGCAUAGUCUUUGAAUUUCGAUUUCUGUAUCGUCUGUUUUUGUUUGGGAAUCAGAGUCAGAAGUGAUGUGUUAUAGUUUGUUUGAAGUUCAGUGCAAGAAAUCUCAGUCAGCAUGGUUUGGCUGAUCUUGUUUAAAUAACUUAAAAGGUCUUGGUGGUUUCAUAUAUUAAGGGUCACACUAAGUUGAGUUUUUCUGAUGGAUUGGUAGAUGAAAAUGUGACAUGGUUGAGCAGGCAGAUCAGCGGUUUGUACAUAUGGUGAUACAGGUGAAAUUUCCAUCUUUUACAGGCCGCCUUCAGAAGAUCAUUGUUUCUCCAGGUCAAUCCUCUUAUGUAAAUUUUUGUUUGUCAAAGGCUUAUACGGCUCUGUCUAUAUAUAAGCAGAUGCUCUCCUCUGCCUGUAUUUAAGUUCAAAAUUCAUGGUUGGUCAAUCUCUAUGCUAGGGCACUAAUUCUAGUCUCAGAUUCAUACCGUUAUAAUGGUUGUUUACUGAUGCUAUAUUCCAAAUAUAUGUAUAAAUCGCCAACUCUGUAAGAGGACGUACACAUAAAAAGAUAUAAUUGCCCUAUUUUUUUUUUGAAA